GAACAGAACAUUUGUUUUGCAUAAUUAAAUGCAGUCAUGUUAUUAACUUAUUAAAUUGUGGGUUGAUGGGGGGAUAUAUACUGCUCAUCUUCAUUUGACCAAUUGACAGCUUCAUUAUUUAUUUAAUAUACUUUCAGUUUUGUUAAAUGUAAUUUAACAAAAUUGUGUAAAUGGGGCUCCAUUUACACAAAUGCAUUGCUGUACAAAUUUAAUCCAAAUUUUAUGUAUCUCUUCACAAGGACUUUUCAUUGACUUCCAUCCAUUUUUCAUUCAUUUACACUAGCAACCAUUACCACUUCAUACUUUACCCUAAACCUCACCUAAACUCAAUUCACACUUUAGUCCUCAACCCAAAAAGAACACAUCUUCACCUUUUUUAUGUCAAAUGGAAACCACAUUCUAAAAUAAAUAUGUAAACUGUAAAUUGAUUUUGACUAUCAAAGUUCAAACUAUUCUAUCAAACAGUAUAUUCAAUAAAAAGAAAAAAACAUUUAAAAAAAUGUGUCGCGUGAUAUUUCUCUUACUUCAAAUGCAUUAUUUCAACCUGAAAUUAAUUAAAUUGGGAGAAAUUUUAGAUUGUCGUUAAACUACAGAGUGACUCUUCGUUCUUUUAGACGAUCUUUGCACAUUACAAUGACGUUCUCUGAUUGUUGGAGCGAUGUUUUUUCCCUGUCUUUUCCAGCUGUCAAACCGGCGUCCUCGUUGUGGGUUAAAAUGACUUUAAAGUCUAUCAGAAGACCACAGAACUGAUUUGCCGUCUUUUUUUGUUGUUGUUGUUUUUCUUCGAACAUUUACGGGCAUGUUGACAAACAUCAACAGGUUAAACUUUGGGAUAUGUCCCAAACACACGCGCUCGUAGCUAGCUAGCAUAAAUAAUUUAUCAAUAAUAAGUUAAUAACUGUGGAAGUUGUCAUGGACGCCGGAGGAGAGACGACCAGCGACAUUCGGACCGUUUACGGGGCUGUUUCUGGGAAACCGAACCUAGAACCGACGGGGCUGCUGUGUUUUAAAGUUUACAAGAGGAGGUGGUUUGUGCUGCUGGUGCUGUGUCUGUUGAACUGCUCCAACGCCACGCUAUGGCUUACCUUUGCACCAGUUGCACAUCAGUCAGGCCAGUACCUAACGGUCAGCCUGGAGGGCAUUAACUGGCUGUCACUGGUUUUCAUGGUGGUUGCCAUUCCGCUCAGCUUCGGGACCACCUGGAUGUUGGACACCCUCGGUUUACGGAUCACGCUCAUCCUGGGAUCCUGGCUGAACAUGCUUGGAGCUCUGCUGCGUUUCCUCGGCACGCUGCCGCCGGCUCGAUUUAAGUUUCCAGCAGUGAUGCUGGGUCAGACGCUCGGCGCCCUCGCCCAGCCCCUCAUCAUCUUCGCCCCCACCAAGCUGGCCGCCCUCUGGUUCCCCGACAGCCAGCGAGCUACAGCCAACAUGAUCGCCUCCAUGUCGAAUCCCCUGGGCAUUCUGCUCGCCAACAUUAUUUCUCCUGUCAUCGCCGAAACAUCGGCUCAAAUCCCAAAACUGCUGCUGGCCUAUGCUGUCCCAGCAUGCAUCACCUGUCUCCUAGCAACAGUGGGUAUACGGAGCGGCAAACCCCCAACGCCACCGUCAGCCGGCGCCGAGAGCUCCGGAUCUGAGCCGUUCAUUCAGGGACUGAAACUGUUACUGAGGAACAAAGCGUACCUCAUCCUGCAGCUGUGCUUCGGCUCCGGCAUCGCUGUCUUCACCUGCUUCUCCACGCUGCUGGACCAGAUCCUGUGUGUGAAGGGAUACAGCAACGACUUCGCAGGCCUUUGCGGCGCUCUCUUCAUCGUCUUCGGCAUUGUUGGCGCCGGUGCCGUCGGCGUCUACGUGGACAAGACGAAGAAGUUCACCGAGGUCACAAAGAUCGGCCUGGGCCUCUCCACUCUGUCGUGCAUCGCCUUCUCAGUGGUGAGUCUGAUGCCUCAUCAGAAGGUCGCCGUCGCAGUCGUCUGCUCUCUCUUCGGCUUCUUCGGUUUCUCCAUCUACCCUGUUGCCAUGGAGCUGUCCGUGGAGAGUUCGUACCCGGUCGGAGAGGCCACCUCGGCUGGACUCAUCUUUGCUUCAGGGCAGGUGCAGUCGGUUGUUUACAUCGUCCUGCUGCAGGCUUUGACCAAACCGAUCACCGAAUCUCCGCUCUCCACCUGCGGAGACGCAGUGCUGAGCUGGAAAGUGCCCAUGGUGGUGAUGGCAGGACUGUCCAGUUUUUUCACCUGCUGCUUCCUCGUCUUCUUCCAAACCCGCUACAGACGGCUGGAGGCGGAAGAACAAGCUGCUUACGGGACCAGAGAGAAUAACGACACGACCACUUCCUACCAAAUAGUCGAGAACUGAAGGAAAUGGAAACGAGAGACGGUUACGGUUUGGAUCCAGCCUCCAUGAAGUGUUAUUGCUGUCGAUAAGUGCAACAAGAUUCUCUGAUAAUGAUUCAUGGUUAUUUAAACAGAACCAGGAACAAUUUAUUCAUGCAUUCUGUUGCUUCAAAAGAGAAAUGAAGCCAUUUGAAUUUCCUGCACUGUAAUGCAAAAACAAAAAAUCUUACCACUUGAAAUAAGAUAAAAACUUAACUUACAGGUAACCUUUCAGUAAAUAAUUGCUUAAUAUGGAGGAAAAAGUACUGGCAGAUUAUUUCACUUUGUAAUUUUCACAAGUUACAAAGGAGUUAAUCUGCAAAUAGAAUUAUUCAUUUUUCAUUAAUAUUAAGGAUUCGUUUGCUUAAAACAAGCUUCUGCAUCUUGCUGAAAAGUUUUGCUUAUUUGCACUAGAAACUAGACCAAAAAUAUUUGGUAAUAUUUUGUGUUUUUGCACCACUGGGGCAUUUUAGUUGUCUUGUACUCAUUUUCUCAUUAAUGUACAUAAUUUAAAUACUUAAACUGCUAAUUUUGUACAAUAAUUUAAUCACUGCUGUCUCUGUUUCCAUCCUGUGUUUGUUUUGGCUUCCGUCACACUGAACCAUCCAGGGUCUGGUGGGAAGGAGGCCUUUGCUGAUAAAUCUUAAGACAACGUGUUUCAUACUUUAAACUUAUGACGGAGAGAAAAGGCUCACCAGGUUUACUGACAGAAGAAAUCAGGGUACUUUUUAACAUAAAUAAAAUACCUCAUUGAUUAUGUGCUGAAGUAGAAAAACAAAAAAGGAUUAGAAACACUUGCAGGGUUGUUGCACUAAACUAAACCUUCCCAGGAAAGCAACACUGAACAACUUUCUUAGUUAGUAGUAUUAUUUAAACAUGUUGUAAAAAAAAUGUGUUGCCAUCUCAGAGCUUAAAAAAUGUAAAAAAUACAUUUGACUAGCUUUGGUUAACUUAGCAUCAUGAUAAACAGUAUUUAUUGAAACUGGAACUGUGCCAAUAUUUGAUGUUAAAAUCCAACUUUUAUAAUUGUACAACUUGUAUCAACUUAAUAAAAUUGUUUCUUUUGGAUUGCUGUCAUGAUUUAAAACUGUAAUUUAAAUGGCUAUUUGUUUGUGGAGAGUUUAACUUUUUUCUCAGCUUGAAAACAUUUUUUAUUGGAUAAAGCAAGGAUAAUUUUUAUGCAAUUUAGUAAUGUUUUUCUGAGUUAUAUUAUAAUUUUAAAUCUGACAUUUGUACAUAAAUAUUUCUUUCACGUAGAUGUCAUGUUUUAAACAGAGGUCAGUUGAAUCAGGUAUUUUCAAUGUAUCCACAUUACCUAAAAACUGUAGAGUGGCUCAUCGUUUUUAUAGAAGAUCUUUGUACGGUACAGCGACAGUUUGAUUGUUCGCCAAGUUUUCCUUCCUGUACAUUUGUAAUAUAAAAUGAGCUUUUCUAACUGAAACUUCAAUAAAGUCUUUCCAUGUACUUCAUCAA
This is a messenger RNA of Poecilia reticulata (guppy), 3842 nucleotides long. It is a transcript of the gene slc49a3, whose product is annotated as solute carrier family 49 member 3. Gene Ontology annotation, molecular function: transmembrane transporter activity. Gene Ontology annotation, biological process: transmembrane transport. Gene Ontology annotation, cellular component: membrane. NCBI's taxonomy places the organism in Eukaryota, Metazoa, Chordata, Actinopteri, Cyprinodontiformes, Poeciliidae. The record is from RefSeq and is a predicted model, not a curated record.